AUGCAUCUUUGGUUACAAGUUGAAAUUGUUAAGAAAUUCUCCAUUGGUAAUAAAUUACGCCUGAGAAUAUUCUGGAGUAAUUCAGGCAAGAGACCUUUCCAACCAAUCUUUCCGCAUGUCUUAGGGCGAAAACAAAAAUUAUUUGUGGAUUUUCUGACAACGUUUUAUAGUUCAUAUAAGGAAAUUAGCAAUACGAAAAAUAAUGAGAAUAACUGUAAGACCGACUAUUUUGCUAUUACUAAUUAUUUCAGCUGCCCUGGUUAA
This is a messenger RNA of Nematocida parisii ERTm1, 264 nucleotides long. RefSeq lists its product as uncharacterized. Lineage: Eukaryota; Fungi; Microsporidia. Bases 1 to 264 code for a protein of 87 amino acids. The transcript has a single exon. The record is from RefSeq and is a predicted model, not a curated record.